UGGAGAGGGUCUUCUGACAUAACAAAACCUUAAUGGUUCUGAAAUUGUGAUUUGUUUUGUUCAAGGAGAGGACAAUGUGCCCGAGGAUGACAUCUGACCUAAUUAUUUAUUGUCCAAUGUUGUUUCCAAAAUUAUUUUGUGCAAUUUGAGGUAGAGAUGGAUACAACAUCGAAACCCCUCAACCUAUCAACAACCAUAUAUUUUCAGGAUUAUGGAAACGAGACGACCAUCAAUCGUUUUGAACAGCCGGAUUGGCAAGUGGCACUGUGGGCAAUUGCUUAUUCACUUAUAGUGAUUGUGUCUGUCACAGGAAAUGUCACUGUAAUUUGGAUAAUUUUGGCGCACAAAAGAAUGAGGACAGUGACUAACUAUUUUAUAGUAAAUCUUGCAUUCUCUGACGUUUCGAUGGCUACUUUCAACACUGUCUUCAAUUUUGUUUAUGCUAUACACAACGACUGGUACUUCGGGUUGGGAUACUGUAGGUUUCAGAACUUCUAUCCCAUCACAGCCAUGUUUUCAAGCAUUUAUUCUAUGGCAGCUAUUGCGGUUGACAGAUACAUGGCCAUAAUUUACCCUUUACAACCAAGGCUAUCCUCCACAUCCACCAAGAUUGUGAUUGGUCUCAUCUGGGCGUUGGCAUUCUCCCUGGCUUUCCCCCAGUGUUACUACUCUGUCACCCAGCAUUAUCCACCACGGACCAUCUGCAUGGUCAACUGGCCCGAUGACUAUGGCGGGAAACACCAUCUUACAUACCAGAUAGCUAUGAUCAUACUGAUCUACCUGCUCCCCCUGCUGGUGAUGUUGAUCACCUACAGCCUUAUUGGCCAGACACUGUGGGGCAGUGAGAUACCGGGGGAGGCCUCAGACCACUACCAGAAUCAGAUCCAGGCCAAACGCAAGGUGGUGAAGAUGAUGAUAGUGGUGGUGAUGACCUUUGCCCUGUGCUGGCUGCCCUACCACAUCUACUUCAUCCUGGGCAGCUUCAACAAGGAAAUCUACAUGCAGACGUACAUCCAGCAGGUAUACCUGGCCAUCUUCUGGCUGGCCAUGAGCUCCACCAUGUAUAACCCCAUCAUCUACUGCUGCCUCAACCAAAGAUUCCGCUCAGGGUUCCGUCACGCUUUCAGCUGGUUCCCCUUCAUCAAGGUGUCGGAGGAGGACAAGAUGGAACUGCAGCACACACAGACCUUCAGGAUGACCCGCAGCUAUCGCACUGAGAACACCAAGAGCACUGUGGUCCGCCACAACUCCACCCAACAUGAUGACCACACCACAGUCAAGCUCAUGAAAAGCUAAAGGCAUGAGGACAUGUUCAAGCUCAUGAUGACAGCUGCUAGGAGAAGUCAAGUGAAACAAAUCAUGUAAUGAUUGUGUAAAGUCACUCAGUCACACCAAAUACCUCACAGACGAUUGUUAAUCCAGGAGGAGAAUGGGAAGGAGAACUCCCAUGGCAUAAGCACCAAGCCUUAUCUGUUGCAGUGUUUAGGUAGUGAUAUUAUUUUUGUUGUUUUAGCAUAAAAUGUUGUGUGCCACCUGGCUUUGUAGAUCAGAUUGUGAAACAUGCAAGUGAACCCACUUGUAAAUAUUUACUGAAAUAUCAAGUAAUUGAUAAGAGACUGAUACAUUUACACACACAAAAAAAACACCAUACUUUAUUAAUAGUACACAAAUGAGAUUACACAAAUGAAUGAUGGGGUAACAUCUGCCGCAAUAUAAUUUGAGGAAUGGACUGUGAUAUUUCAAAAACGACACAGAAUAUUUUCCAGCUCACCUCUGAACUAUGUAACCACUGUAGUCCUAGACUCAUCUUGGGGAAAUGAAAGUUCUCGAGUAGAAUAUAUUGCAAUCUUUUCUACAGCAAUAGAACUGUUACCAAAAUCCAUACACCACAGAACUUGACUUGUAAGAGGCAACCUUUUAGUAGUUUUUAGACUAGAAUUAGAAUUAAUUAGAAUUAGACUACAGUUGGAAACAGUUGAACAGACAGACUUUGUGGCAAGGGGAUUGAAAGAGUUAUAUGGGAUAGCUGUAGUGUCCGAUAGAGCCCAUGUUUGCAGCUAUGGGGUAAAAUGUUGUGUUUCUCAGUCCAAGAUACAGUAACCGUGUACAGUAUUCAAUGGUUCUCUGAAAUCAGAGAAAAGGCUAUCAACACAAUUGUUAGGAAAACGAAAACUGUCAAAAACAAAGCAUGUGAAUUUAAAAAGGAUAAUGUGAUAUGUGGUAACUAUUGCCUUUGUUGAAUAUCACAGUGCGUAUUUCAUUUUUGUUUUGUGCCCUAGAGAGUACUCUUAUUUCAUGUUGUGACUUGUGAUGUGCUCAAAAAAGAAAUUGUCAAAGUUAUAUCUCACUACAUUUUUUGCUACCUAUGGUGUCACAUCAUAUAGGUCAUGCUUAUUGUAAUAUUGUUGUAUUUUGUACAGUUGAUAUUGAUAUAGUGUAGCAUAGAAAAGUCACUCCACUGAGGAAUUUAUACAUUUAAAGUAUUGUAAAAUGUUACGCUGUGUAUUAUUGUAAUAUUCUGGUGCUGGCUACUUUGGAAAUUAAUUACGGCUAUGUUGAUAACAGUGUGGACAACUCAGGUCGGCUGACUUUCCACCUCAAGAUAAUUGCAUAAUGCCAGUGUAAUUCAUAAAUUACUUUAUUAUAACGAUAACUGAAAUGAAAAAUAUAUGUAGCUUUGCAUGACUGUGCAGACAUAUUGUAGGUAAAAUGAAUUCACAAAAUAACAAAAAUCUUGUUGUUGCUAACAUAGCAUCUUUGUCCAAGGGCUUAACUGUUUAAUUUAUACUGUAUUAUUAAUGUGCUGUACUAUCACUGGAACAUUUCAUGAACAAAAGCUCAGAAUGGAAGUUGACCUUUAUUGAAAAAGUAUUUACCAUAGGUCUUCAUCUGAUGACUAACAGCUUUAUAUUUGGUUGCACAUCAAAAAAAUGUAAUUUAAUCCCAUUGCAUCAUUUGGACCAGUUUUGUGCAUCUCUAUGAUUGUACAAAAUAAACGUAUUCUAGAUAUCUGACACCAAAUAAGGUAUGCAUUUAUUAUUUCAUCUUAGAGCUAUCAUUUUCUUACAGUAAGGCUCAAACAUUCAACUGCAGUAUACAAACGUAUACUCACAUCUUGCUCCAUUCAUUCUGUUAUAGAUGUCUUCUUUUGUACAUUGUGCACUGUUGGAAUUCAGUCAUUAUCUUAUUCACAAAAGCCAGUUUUAUUGAUACCGUUGCUUUAGAUAUCUGGUUUUCAGCAGGAUCUGAUUGAAUCGGGCCCUUAAUAUGACUCAACCUGAGAGGUUUCACAGAGACUGCCAAAGCAAUGCAUUGAGGAAGCAUCCUACAGUGUGGCUACAUUUACUUUUGAACGAGCUUGUGAGCAGCCUGCCCUUGAGCAAUGAAAAGAUACUCAAAGGUCAAGGAACAAUGGUUCAUUCAUAACAACCCUAGAAAUUCUAUCAAGCAAAUACAAAACAGGUUGACAUUUGAUAUCUUUGAAACAUUUCACAAGAUAACUUCUUAACCUUGCAAUGAUUCUCCCCUAUCACUCAUUAUGUCAAAACAUCCACCCAAUACAAAAAUAAAAUAAAUAACAUUGACAUUUACAUACCUGGGCAAGAUAUAAGACAUUCAAAGCAGAAAUAUUUUCCUUUGUUCUCUACUAUACAUAUACCCAAAUGCCUAAAGCAGUGUUAUACAUCACAAAUAAGAUUGCAUAAAACAAAGAGCCCAGUUCCUUUCAUACAGCACAGCAAAUCAACACAAAGAGCAAACGGCUGGUAAUAGCAGGUGAAGAAGGGAAAUGGUUUGAAGCAUGUAAAUGUUCUGUCAUUGAUGCCCUUGAGAUCUGCCCACCACAGGGGAACAAUGGGUGGUUUCUGAAGCAGAGUGGUAAAGUGGAGAAUACUGUAAGUGUCAUGGCUAGAGUGGUAUGCUGCUACAAGAAGAGGAAGAAGAGGAGGAUGAAGAGGAGGAGGAAGAAGAGGAGGAGG
Messenger RNA from Coregonus clupeaformis (lake whitefish), 3977 nucleotides. It is a transcript of the gene tacr2, whose product is annotated as tachykinin receptor 2. Gene Ontology annotation, cellular component: plasma membrane; sperm midpiece. The record is from RefSeq and is a predicted model, not a curated record. Gene Ontology annotation, molecular function: substance K receptor activity. Gene Ontology annotation, biological process: G protein-coupled receptor signaling pathway; positive regulation of flagellated sperm motility. The coding region runs from base 157 to 1296 and encodes 379 amino acids. NCBI's taxonomy places the organism in Eukaryota, Metazoa, Chordata, Actinopteri, Salmoniformes, Salmonidae. The transcript is spliced from 5 exons.